AGGUAGUUAACGAACACUGAUAUGACGACAACUACACAAAGACUAGUAGAUUAUUACCAAUGGGUCAUCGAAAACGGCGGUAAGUAUCUACACCGACAAACUGCCCAUCUCACUCCAUGUAAGGACAAACUGACCGUUAGUUCAUCAUCGUAUCCAGGGUCCUGUCCCACUCCUCGCUCCGCGGCACCAAUAGGAGUGGACCCUGGGAACGAGGGACCGUCCGUUCAUCCGUUCUUCACAGAUAACCUUCUACGGCAUUCUACAACCACGCUCAAUACGGGCACCUUAUUAUUACAGACAGUUUGCUUUGUCCCUAGGGAAAGAAAGCCCUUUUAUUUUCUUUAAAUCCAACCCGCGCUAAACACGAAAACUUUCUAUGACCCCCUCAGUGUUCAUAUUAGCGGGGUUUGACUCUUGUACCUGGUAAUCCGAGCUACAAAUAACAGGCGGUCAUCGGCCAAUGUCCGACCAAAAUUUGCUAUAUGCCGCACAGGAUUCCUACCUUUGGUCGCGGAACGUGGUGAAUGGACAUAGUUCAUAGUUCAACUUAAGAACAUCAUUUUAAGGCUGCAGAUUGGCAACGUCUUGUCUGUCUAGGUUGUUUGUUAAUAAUGCCAGUUGCGCGUCGUUUUUCGCGGUGAGGGAACGUAAAGUUAUCCCCCAAAAAUUACUUUUUAAUGGCAAAUUCACAGUUCUAGUUAAAAAAAUUUGUCUCCCCAGCAUCAUAACAAACCUUACAUACAACAAAAAUAAGUUUUGAAAAACUGAUAGCCUAACAAGUUUUCAAAAGCCCCAAUUGUUAUCUGUUUUAAUCUUCGAGUUUGUCCAUCUGGGGCUUAUUUUGAAUUUGCUCUUCUAUUUAUACCUUCUUUUAUUGCUUUGAGCGAUUAUCAUUUAACUAACGGCAAUUCUCACUGUUUGAAUAUUGAAAAAAUUGGUGACACAACCCCUUUAAGAAAUUAAAAGUCAACUUACUGUGUAUGUCGGACAAACCUUCUUGCUUUCUUGUUCGAUUAAAAUGGUGUCCUGUCUGUAUGUUGUGGUCGUUAUAAACGAAAAAAUAUAUAUUUGUAUUUUCUUUGUUAAUCGACACUACACUCUUCUUAGAAGGACUAAUUGUACAACGCUCUGGGUACGAUGUUGCUAAUUUUAUGUCUAUGCGUAGCCCGGACUAAGCGUUCUUCUUACCAUUAUUUUUGUGUUGGAUUUUCGCGAAAUCAAUCAAAAGCCGCGCACAUUUGAGUCUGUUCUCUAAAACAAUCAAGUGGUUAUAUUCUUGUUAGUUUGUUGUUUUAGUUAAUUAUUUGUUCGUAAUCAUUUUAAGGUCAAACGAAAAUAUUGCGGCAUAUUGCUAUAUGGUAUGGUUUUUUUGUUCUUGUUAAUAACAUGUCUAUUUUUUUCUCUCUUCUCUACUUAAGAUCCCAAAACCGAGGAAUGGCCUUUAAUUGCCACUCCAUGGCCGACUGUCGCUUUAGUGGCCAUGUAUUUGUUCAUUGUCAAAGUAGGGCCCAAGAUAAUGGAGACCAGACCAGCUUACAGUCUGAGAGAAGUGCUGAUUGUGUACAACUUUGCACUUGUACUUCUAUCUGGUUGGAUGGUAUACGAGGUGAGCGUGCCUCAUGGCUCAGUUAUAACAUUGAAGACGAUGCCAGAGUGAUUUCAGUCUGAAAAAAACGUGAAGAAAGCUGAGCAUUUUGAAUGAUCUUGGUUUCCUCUUCUCAUCUUUUUAGUGCGCUCUACGCAUGAGUGUGGGAGGGCGCAGUUCGUUAAUGAGUGUGGGAGAUUACAGUUCGUGAGUAGCGUGAAUGAGUGUGGGAGAGGGCAGAUCGUUAAUAACGUGAAUAAUUGUGGGAGAUAAGAUUGCAGAUCGUGAGGAACGUGAAUGAGUGUGGGAGAGGGCAGAUCGUUAGUAACUUGAAUAAGUGUGGGAGGUAAGAUUGCAGAUCGCGAGUAACGUGAAAACGUGUGAGAGAUUUCAGCUCGUGAGUAACGUGGAUGAGUGUGGGAGAGGGCAGAUCGUUAGUAGCGUGAAUAAGUGUGGGAGAUAAGAUUGCAGAUCGUGAGUGACGUGAAUGAGUGUGGGAGAUUGCAGCUCGCGAGUAACGUGAUAAAGUGUGAGAGAUUGCAGUUCAUGAGUAACAUGGAUGAGUGUGGGAGAGAGCAGAUCGUUAGUAACGUGAAUAAUUGCGGGAGAUAAGAUUGUAGAUCGUGAGUAACGUGAAUGAGUGUGGGAGAUUGUAGAUCGUGAGUAACGUGAACGAGUGUGGGAGAUUGCAGCUUAUGAGUAACGUAAAUGAGUGUUGGAGAUUGCAGCUUGUGAGUAAGGUGAAUGAAAAUUCUGGGGCAGGGGAGAUGAUGGAAGUGGGAUGGCAUUUCAGUCUUUCAUUUAUCCUCUCAUCGAUUCAUUUAUUUAUUCUGUUAUUUAUUUUUGAUUUUAUGCAGUUUAUCGCUUCAGUCAUGGAUAUUCCCAACUUUAACUUUUUGUGUGAGCAAGUGCCUUACGUCCGUGACGAUCCAAGAUUGAAUCGGGUUUGUAUAAACUACUUCAGCACAAAGUUGCACUCCUUAACUUAGUUUCGAUCACUAAUUCUAGGUUUCUUUCACCCAAAACUGUUUGUAAAAUCCAGUUCCACUUUCAUGAAGGCGAUUUUGGUCAACUGUAUAAGUAAUGUCAUUAGUGUUAAUGCCUUACGUCACAUUUUGCGCUUGCCUUCUAUAAAAUCUUUGUCAGGUGAAUGGUACUAAGCACGUGUCGCUUAAAAUUGAGUUAUGUUUGUAUGGAAUAAUUAUAAAAUCAUGUGUUGGUUACAUGUUAAUUUUUUUUCUUUCAAUUUUGUUGUUUUUGUUGUUGUCGUUGUUUUUAUUCUUGUCGUCUUUUUUCUUUUUUUCCCCUCUGUGAACCAGUAGCUACAGACUUAUAUUUAACCCAGUUGUAUUUAACCUUUAUAAAACAGGAGUUUAAGAAAAACUGUUUUGAAGCUUAUUAUUGUUAUCUUCCUGUUUUACAGCUGGCUCGCGUUUGUUACGUUUAUUGGUUGUCUAAGUUUGUGGAGUAUCUAGACACGGUAAGUACAGUUGAUGAGUUACCCCGGUCAACUUUAGCAAGCGUUUAUUCGAGAAUAACCUCAGGUUAUGUCCGUCUGUGGAACAGCGUCGAAAUCCCUGUUCUGGGCCCCCACUUGUGUACCAGGAUUUGAGUACAUGUUCGUGCUAUGAUUGGCCUGUUAAAAGGCCAUUGUCAAUAUGGCAAUCAGGGCGAAGGGAAACUCGACACCCAUUUCUGGUAAUCCAGUGAGUCCCUUGGAGGACCAGAACAAGGAUAUCGGCGUUGCUUCGCAGACGUUACUAACCGUAUUUAGAUUACGUCUGCAACGCAAGCUAAAGGCUAUCUCCUGUAGGCGGAUGACAUUUCUUCCCGGGACAACUUUUCCUCAUACAAACGGAAUCUGAUUGAUAUAUUUUCUAUUGCAGUUUUUCUUCAUUCUUCGCAAGAAGAAUAACCAAGUGACGUUUCUACACGUGUAUCAUCACGCUAGUAUGUGCGUAUUGUGGUGGAUGGUCUGCAAGUGGAUUCCAGGUGAGAGGGAUGGAUGGCUAGAAUAAGGCAGGGGAUGGGGGGUUUAAAAGAAGUGGUUAGUCAGUGGGUGUGGUCAAAGAAAGGAUUCCCGGUGAGAGGGAUGGGAGGAGUGUAAAAAAGACACGGUUGAUGGGUGUCGUUAGCAAAAGGAUUUCGGGUUAGAGGGAUUGCAGGCUAGAGUAAGAAUGGGAAUGGGAGCGUUUGCAAGACGUGUCUAAUGGGUGUGAUCAGCGAAAAGAUCCAGGUGAGAGCGAUGGGAGGCUAGAGUGAAAAAGGGGAUCGGAGUGUUAGAAAGACGCGGUUAAUGGGUGUGGUCAACGAAAGGAUUCCAGGUGAGAGGGAUGGGAGGUUAGAAUAAGGUAGAGGAGAGGAGGGUAAGAAAGACGCACUUGAUGGGUGUGGUCAGCGAAAGGAUCCAGGUGGGAGGGAUGGGAGGCUAGAGUAAGAAAGGGUAUCGGUGUUUUAGAAAGACGCGGUUAAUGGGUGUGGUCAACGAAAGGAUUCCAGGUGAGAAGGAUGGGAGGUUAGAAUAAGGUAGAGGAGAGGAGGGUAAGAAAGACACGGUUGAUGGGUGUGGUCAGCGAAAGGAUCCAGUUGAGAGGGAUGGGAGGCUAGAGUACGAAAGGGGAUCGGUGUGUUAGAUGCGUUUAAUGGGUGUGAUCAGCAAAAGGAUUCCAGGUGUGAGUGUUAGUCACGUAUUAGGGUAGGGCAUCCGUGGAAAAAGCAUUGGACAGGAUGUAAAGAAGCACGUCUUCGGUGGGUGUGGCCUUUAAGGGAAGAGAAAGAACGAUGCGUGUAUUAUUAUUCCAACUGAGUUUCUGGUGACAAAGUUGGAGAACAGAAGAGAUUGAGGAGAAAGAACGUGUUUACAUUACCUCCCUUCCUUUUGGUCAUGAUUUUCACUUAAGACCUAAGUAAACGCCACCAACUAUUUUUUGCAGUGAGACAACUUACGGAAGAAGAAAACAACGAAUGUGAAAAUAGACGAGGAAAAUGAAACUAAUUUUAAAUUAAGAUCGAUAUCGAUCACGUAUCACGUAACUUCCAAUUUCCCGUUUUCACGCAAGUAAGAUAAUUAAGAAAACUUACUUUAUAUUAACACUUUUCUUUUGUUUUGUUUCAGGAGGUGUCUGUAAGUAUCCUGUCAAUAUCUUUUAUGUAGUCGCUUUACUCCCUUUUUUGUAACUUUGUAUUUUUGAAACAAAUUUCUGACUUCCUGUCUUUACUUUCAGCUUACUUCGGUGCAACAUGCAAUAGUUUUGUUCACGUGGUCAUGUAUGCUUAUUAUGGUCUGUCUGCGAUUGGUCCACAAAUGCGUCCGUAUCUGUGGUGGAAACGCUACAUCACAAAGCUUCAACUGGUAAGAAUUUUCUCACUUAUUACAAUACCUUAUAGAGCUGAGCGAUUUCAACUGAGUGACGUGAGACGAAAGGAUUAAUCUGACCAUUCACAACAGAAGAAGACUUCUAAUGAACCAAUCAGAACUUAAAGCAAAUGUGUCUAAGCGCGGUAAAUCGCCCGCAAACAAGACUUUUGAUUGGCUGAAAAGCUGUAUCACGAUGUCGUGUAGAUCACAAAUUGAAGAAUUACAAAACGGAAGACUAUGAAUUUUGUGUUUACACUCGUUUGAAAUGCGCUCUUCUACCGUAAAAUUCCCCGAAAGAAAGCCCCCAGUUAUAAGUUCAUCUACCCGUCAACGUAAUGUUGCGUUAAUAAGCCCUGUCUAUGUUGUUUGUUUGCUUUUUUUCUUAACAUAGGCGCUAAGCCUUUAAGGUUCUGUUGGAAAGCCUUAAACUACGAGUUCGAUUUUUCAGUAAAUCAAUAAAAUGACUAUUUAACUCUUAGAAAACGAGAACUAGUAGUCUAAUUAUUUUAGUAGAAACUAAAUGACAUGCUACUUAAGAUUCUAAAUCAAGUUUUAAUGAAAAUGUAAAUAAACAAGCCUUUUUAUACACAACUAAUUUUGUACUUAUUACCAUUUAAAACGUUCUAUCCGUUUUUUAUUAUUGUUUUAUCGGUUUUUUGAUUCAUUUACCUACAUAUUCAUCAAAGACGAUUUGUUAAAGAGUUUGCCGUUGUUUUGCCCUUUUUCAAAACUUAGGGCUCGCUACUCGCGUGAAAACGUAUUUGGAUAUCGCCAUAAUCAUUUUUUCUCAAGAAGUUCAAGGGGCUUCCUUCAGGAGCUUUUUGGAGGUAUCGUAAAGCAGAUUAAAAAAAAAACGAUUAUAAACUGAAAGAGUGCGCUCUUUUUUGUUUCCGCUGGUUCUGCACUUGUUCGCAAAGUGUUUUCAUAUUGUUCUCAAGGGUAUAUUGUUUUCGUAUUAGCAAGCAACGCCAAUUGUGCAUAUUAAACACGUAGCCAGCAUCAAAAAUUUGUCUGAAAAUUCGUCUUUCCGCUAUUCAGAGAAGCUGUAAAGCCACAAGCGUAUGGCAUCAUUGUCAACCGUCGUUUAUAUCAACCGCGCCAGCCUUAACAAUUGCUCUUAAAAACAGCGGUUAGCAAUAAUACUCUGAGCACACUUGAUUUAUUUUGUAAAAAUUUUGGUAUUUUAACAUCGUUCGUCUUGCCGCACUGCAAAGUCGUAAGUGCUUCUAAAACCAAAGGCAUGUUUUGUCUCAACUAAGGCUAUGUAUACAUUAUACUGGAUAACUUUUCACGUCGACUUGAAAAGCUGUCCGCUAUAGUAUGAAUACCUGUUCAUUCUGCACAAAAGAGUGGCAUAGAAACCUGUCCGAUCCACGUUCAAUAUAUGGGCGGGGCGGCUACGCCCCUCUACAGAAACCACACCGAAGUGAGCGUUCUUAUGUGUGAACAGGAACCCUAUCCGAGAUGGUUUACGUCCCGGCGCAAGAGCUAUCAAGUAUAGUGCAGACAUACCGUAAAAUUCCGAAAAGAAGCCCCGGGGCUUAUCUUUUUCAAAGGCCCUUUUUGUGGGGCUUGUUUUUGGAGGGGCUUAUAUACGGAGGGGCUUAUAUAUGGAGGGAAAUUUGCGUUUCGACAUCGAUUGGGCUAGCCUUACAGUGGAAGUAAAUUUACCGUUUUUGCUUUGUUUUACUUUGAAUUUGAGGGUAAUUUUCCUAGUACAAGCCCCCGGGGGGCUUAUAUUUGGAGGGGCGAUUUAACGGAGGGUUUUUUGCGUUACGAGUUUGGGGGGCUUAUAUUUGGAGGGGCUUAUACAUGGAGGGGCUUAUUUUCGGAAUUUUACGGUAGCUCAAGUCUCUGAUUCGAUGUUACUCUGGGUCCUCUUCCGUUUGUCUCUGUCGACCAUGUUUCUUUCGCAAAAUGGCUCACAGUCUGGUUUAAUGCGCUCACACUUAAAUUAUGAAAACAUCCAAGUUCCUAUCUUAUGUUAUAUGGAUUGACUAAUCACUAUUGUUUAGGAAUGGAAAUAACAGUUAAUGACUAAAUGAUGUUUUUUUCCGUGCUUCUAUGCAAGUUUAGUAGACUUACUUAUACAUAACGUCUUCAAUAAAGCUUUGAUACAAAUAAUGUUGUCCUGUCUCUUGUCCAUGUUAAAUGUAUUGAGAGUCGUUUAGUCUGACAUGAAUUAAUCUGGCUAUAAAGCUUAGAACAGUUAGUUAUUGCGGCACAAUGAGAAUCAAAUUCUUUUCAAAAUACAAGAGAAUAGUUAGUACGUCGGCAUUUGAAUGACUGAUACCUUAAUAAUAACUGUAACACGGGUGCGUAAUUUGAGUAUUGUCAGCAGGAAGGAAUACUAUUCUAAAUGUAUCUUGAAGUCAUAUUUAGCUUUAUUUUCAAAGGAAAAGUGGUAGUACGUUAGUUGGUCGAGUCAUGGAGGAUAUCCCUUGUGCGAAGGCAAGCGCGAAGCGUGAUAGAAAACGUUUAGGGAGCCUCGUUGUUUUGAUGCGUACUAUAAGAGGUUGUGAUGUAAGAGGAUAAUAGCUAUGAUUCAUUAUAUGACACUACUUUUUUUAUCAAUAUGCGUCUUUAUUGGUUAAGAAGAGACUGUGCAAUAUAGUAUAUGUAGAAUCAUUGUAGAUCAUGUGUGCUAUCGUUCGACUCUUGAUUUUAGCUGACAUUCUGCAGUUGUACUCAUAAUAUUUGUUCUUAACAAAAAGUGUUUUCUCAAAGCGUUAUUGUAACAGACAUAUUCGUUCGAUAGUUGAGUCCUUUGAAACGUUAGUAACGUUUUCACUAAGAAUUCUAGUAGUAGGAGAAAAGUGUAACUUAACAGGAGAAUAUUGUGAAAAAGGCUUCAUGUCUGAAUAGCAAAUAGUUAUAGGCUAUCGCACGUUCUGAGCCGGAGAAUUCUGUGUACUAAACGGAGAAUUCUCAGAUCUCCGAUGCCUAAUGAACACCCUGCCGGUUACUACAUCAAAUGAGGACUUUUUUCCUUUUUUUGUGUAAACGCAAACAAUGGAAGUCGUCUUUACAAAGUGUAAAAACAUAAUUCAUGACACAGAGAUAACCCAAAAAAAUAGUAAUAAUAAUAAUAAUAAUAAUAAAUAAAGUAUUAGCUCGGAAAAAUAGUUUCCCCCCUUUGUCUUUUUGGGACAGUCAGGGCACAGUAGAACCGUUGGUCGUCUUGGAUUCAGGCCCUAAGCUAUGAAAAAGGUCUACUUUAAGGGGCUGUGUCCAACUUCAUGUAGUCUAUUUCGCUUUGGUUAUAGUGCCAGUUAUGCCUCCUUAUUCGCUAUGAAACUUAAGAAAUUGUACCAGUGAACUAAAGAUCUGUGAAUCUCUUGUAAUGUUCAAAUCACUGAUUAGGUUUCACUGUUUUUCAAUGAUGCAUUUGCAUAAUACCCUCAUUUUCCUACUACGACCGGGAUGUUCCCAGGGUUUUGCUUUUUUGCAUAAAUUACGGCUGUUCUUAUUUGAACCUCGAUAGGACUAUCAAAUUUGAAUAUAAAAGGAACGCGAAAAUGAUGUGUGCUGUUACCAUUCAAAUGAAACCUCUUAUUCACCGUUUGAGAUUUUAUAGAAAGAAAUUUAUAAUUUUUUGUGAAUUUGUUAGUUUGGCCAGUAUUAGGAGUGGGGCCAUGUCACAAGAAUUUUGCUCUGUGAGGUCAAUUCUCUGCUGAAGUCAUUACUUCCUUUACCUAUACCGCCACAAAUUGAUCCUAUAGAGUUAAGAAGAAGAUAUUAAACAAAUUUUAACAGAGAGCAAUAAACAUAAUACUUUUUUGGUGUUUUUUGCCGGGCAUAGCAUUAAAACUUAAAAAAAAAAAAAAGACAACUUUUUUUCAAGAUUCAGUCCAUGUUCACCCUUACUAUCCCGUAGCAACAGACGACAGGAAACAGCUUCAAUACCUAAAUAUAGUCUUUACCCGCCCAAAUAUCCACAUACAAAUUCUCCAUACUGAUAUUCAUACAUUUCCCUAGAGAUAACUUGAGAGAGUUUAAUAAAAGAUCAUAGCAGUUUCUCUUUGGUGAUCAUUUGACUAAUUCUCGUAACGAUUUGUCUUGACAACGUAUGGAUAUUGUUAGGAGAAAAUUAAUGUUGGUCACUAUUGGGACUGAAAGGGUUAAAUAGCGAAACCGGACCAUUAUUUUUGGAAUUCGAUUGUUGCAAAGACAUGUUUUAGCGUUCUUAAAGAUAACAAAUAUUGUGGCAUAGCCCCUGCAAGUUCUUUGUGGUGAUUUUUGUGCUUGUUUGCUUUUGUCUUUGUAGACUCAGUUUACUGUUAUCAUAAUAUCUGGGGUGGGCGCGUUGUUCAACCACGACUGUAAAUACCCCACUUGGGCAAAAUGGAUCAUGGUUUUCUACACAUUCACUCAGCUGGCACUUUUCAGCAACUUUUACGUCAAAACGUAUCUGCAAAAUAGACAGAGCAAGAUGGCGGACAGCAAAAAAGAAUCGUAGGCAAGACUUCUGGAUUAAACAACCAAUGACCCGGACACAAACACACAACUCGGUGAUUAAUCAUUUCGCGAUCGUCGCAAGUGAUGGACUUUGACAAAAAAAUAUUUUUUUAAAGAAAGCAAUAUAUGACUGGAUUAGUGAUUAAAAAGUGAAAUUAUUUUCAUUAAAUUUUCGCCUACGAUCAUUCCCUCCCCAUAUCUCUUACAUGCCUUCCCCCUCUCCAGUCCAGAAAAACAAAACAAAACAAAACAAACACACAAACAAACAAAAAAACAUCGUGAUCGUAGUUUAUUGCGUUAUGGGAUUUCUUGACGCUGGAUGACAUCUGUUUUUAAACUUCUGUACUCUAUUUAAAGCACUUGUUAAUUUUCACUGAAUGAGAUACUGGCGUGUAUAUACUUUCAUGAUAUCUAAUUUUAAUCGAAAAAUGGGUAUUCAAUUUUGUCGUUUAUAUGUAUUGGUGUAAGGGUUUUCUAUUCUGUUAUGUUUUUACUCUUUUGUUUUCAAAAAGGAUAAGUAGAGUAGGUUAUUUGUUCGUCAUUUAAACUGAAAAAUAAUAUUUUUUUAUAAUAAAGUUAUCCAGCAUUGAAGGUGUUGUACAGUUUUAUUUUCAAGCGAGCUUAUUCAUGCAAUCGUCAGUUAAGAGUACAAUACAAUACAUUACAAUUUAGUUCACAUUUCAUUUUCUUAAUAUUUUUAUGGUUUCAUAGUAGACUGUAUUCUGAAGAUUAUUUUGAAUAUUAAGGUUAAGCGUGAGGUUUUCGAGAUAAGCUAUAGCCAAUGUAUUUGCAAUCUUUGUAUACCUCUUGGUGAAGGGCAAAUAUAAUGUAAGACACAGUUCGUGAGCCGACAUGUAGAAAAAUAGCAUCUAAAUAUCAAGGCAAAGCAGACCCUAGCAAAAGGAAACAAAUAAAUGAAGAGAUAAAUAAAGCAGCUGCAAAGCAUGCGAAUAAUAAACAAUUAUUGGAUGAGGUUUCUGUGAUAUCCGGAAUAAUCAAGGUCAAGGGAAGUGUUAUCACCUGAGCUGACGGCCGAGGCUGAUAGCACUUACCGAGACCUUGAUUAUUUAUGAUAUCACAAAAACCGAAUCGAAUAAUAGUUUCAUUAUACACUGUUUUGAAGAAAGUAACAACAAACACACCGUCGCCAGGAACCUGAAUUAACACUGUUAUUGGAAAUCAUGCCAUUACGCGUGCAACCUACAGAUUAGUCAGUUAUCUGCUAGCAGAUAACUGACUAAUCUGUAGGUUACGCUGAUUUCUAAAAUUAGCUGCAGGCUCUUAGCCAAUAAGAAGAUAGAUAGUGAAUGAAAUGUAUAAUAAUAAAAAAUUAUUGGACGAGGUUUUUGUCACAUCCGUAAUAAUCGAGGUCAAGAGAAUUGUUAUCAGCUGAGCCGACGGCCGAGGCUGAUAACGCUUACCGAGACACUGAUUAUUCCGGAUAUCAAAAAAGCGAGUCUAAAAAUUGUUUUAUUUUACAUUGUUUUGAAGAAAAUAACGACAAACACCGGCGCAAGGAACCUGAAUUGACAUUGUUCUUGGAAAUCAUGCAUUGCGCACGCAACCUACAGAUUAGUCGGCUGUCUGCUAGCAGAUAACUAACUAAUCUGUAGGUUGCGCAGAUUUCCAAAGUUAACUGUAGGCUCUAAGCUAAUGAGGAUACAGAUAAUGAGUACAAUAUAUAAUAAUCGAGAAAAACUGUAGCCAAUGUAGUUGUAAUUUUUGUGUACCUCUCAGUGGACAGCAAAGUUGUAAGACAAACAGCACUAGAACUUACAUAAAGCAGAAAGCAUGGCAUCUAAACACCAAGGCAAAACAGAGCCUAGUUUAAGGUGAUAAAUAAUAAUAAAUAAAGUAAUCAUAAAUCAGCUGCAAAGCAUACGAAUAAACGAGUUAAUCUGCGUAGUACAUACGAGAACACACUUAUAACCAUAGCCUCCCAUCUUUUCAUCCGUUGACUGAUAAAACAAAUAACGGACACGUACCGAAACCAUUUUUCAAGUUUAACGAAAAUCGCUCUAAGGUGGUUCCGUGAACGGAACACCUAAACGCACGAGUUUUUAAUCGGUCGAAAAUUCGCCAGGUGCCGCGUGAACACGGCCUUUGUUGAGGGAAGUAUGCAUAAGCCUGAGAAAUCAGCUGACAUUUGGCGACCCCACCACUGGUUUCUCCGCGAAAUGACGUCUGAGAGACGAGCACAGAAAUUUCAUACCCAUUCCAUGGGUAGUGUUUCUGAUUCGGGUUUAAGCUAAUUUUCAACCAAUCAGAAGCACUACCCAGAUCUUGGUAGUGAUGCGUCAUCAGUAUGGAAUGUCUGUGCUCGUUUCUCAGCCGUCAUUUCGUGGGAAAACCAGUGGCGGGCGGCGUCGCAAAAUGUUGGCUGUUUUCUCAGGCUAAGUAUGAAUAAAAAUGCUGCAAACGAGUUUGGGAGGUCAGAUGCACGCAGUUGUUCCUGGCGUAAACGGUCGCUGUCAUUUUUAAGACAAUAUGCCAAUUUUUGACAUGUUAUUGAGAGUGUUUCUUUUAAAAAGAAAGAAAAUCGCAACCCAGGGACAAAACCGGACCUUUAGUAUCCUUAUCUCUCUCCCUUACGACUACACUACCAAACCGACCCAUCAAAAUUCCAGAAAAACUUAAGUUCAUAAACUAGCAAACUGUCUCUCUUAACUAUUACAUCAAUAACAGGUGACCCUAGUCCGCUCCAUAACUAUGAACGUGAAUUCAACUUGGGUUCCAAGGCCGUUCUUUCUAAGACUAUUCAAAAACGUUGAAAAUGGAAACGGCCGUUUACGAAAGGGAAAUUGUCGGAGGCGACGCUUAUGGUAACCUUAUUUUUUUUUCUUUUUCUUGAACAGACUCAGUUUGUGGUAGUUCAGAUUUACAUAGUGAAUGCCCUGCGAAUUGAUUGUGGCUACAGUAGGAAUCAGCUCUAUCUGACUUGGUCUUAUCUUGUCACUUUAAUCAUCCUGUUCGGCAACUUCUACGUCAAGUCCUAUCGUAACAAAAGUAACAACAAAGACGGCUUCAGCGAGAAAAAAAAUAAUGAACUCAAAAAAUCGGAGUAAAUACUUGUAAGAAUAUUGAUAUGGUUGGCAGUGAAUACCCGUUGUUUUAUAUUGUUCUAAGGUGUAAGAGAGGGCCCAUAUUGUUUGCAAUUCUGGCAGUACGCCAAAGGAACAAUUUUAACAAGACUAAUAUUUUAACUUUUAGUGCAGUGAUGUGAGAUAAAUGUUUGUAGCUGCUUGUGCGAUACAAAAUAGGAAGGCGAAGAGAAAUAAGUUGUCUUAAGGUCAUCGAAAUGGCUACAUAUAGAAAGGAUAAUACCUUCCGCAACUUUUAAAGUCGCAAAUUUUGCAGUCCACCGUUAGUUGCUGUCUGGUUUGGAUCCGUAGAUUCAUUUUAUUUCCUGUUCCUAAUGAAGGAAAGAGACAACAGAGAGAAAAUUGUACUUGCAGUACUUUUAUGGAUGUUAUAAUUCCUGGUUAGUGACAAGGGAGAGUAGACGCACAUGCGAUCUCAGUUAUCAUUGAAAUUGCGAAUUUUAGUAAUUUGUUUCUUGACACGGAAAAUAUUUCUCACAGAGAAGGAGAAAAGAUCAGUAGACUUCUUUUCAGAAGUAGAACGUCGUUAGAUAGUAAAGAGAAUUGCAACAUUUACCGACCAGUCAAUAAUCAGUCAUUUAACCCCUUGGUAAAGUCUCAAAUAGUGACCAACAUCAAUUUUCUCCUAACAAAACCAUACGUUAUCAAAAGCAAAGAUUGAGGAAUAAUAAAAUGAUUACGUAAUGUAAAAUGCUUUGAUCUUGUAUUAACUUUUCCCAACUAAUUUGUAAAGGUCAUUUUGAAGAAUUUGUAUCAUGAUUUUCUGCAUUAAAAUAAUUUUGUUUGAAAAGUGAUGUCAAAGUCUUGUCAUAUUGUUUCAUCAAAAUAUCAAAUAACCCUUAAUUCGCCAAAAAUGCUCCGCCACGCUUCCUAUUUUCAAUCAGUUUCUUUUAAUAAACGUUGAAUUGUCGUUUUUGCUCUAUAACGUUCUAAUCACCCCUCAGGUGAUGAAUCGUAUAUUACAUAUGA
Molecule: messenger RNA, 13471 nt
Organism: Porites lobata
Lineage: Eukaryota; Metazoa; Cnidaria; Anthozoa; Scleractinia; Poritidae
Source: the annotation of a GenBank genome assembly